GCGGCCGCUCCCGCUGCACCUGCCCGGCUACCGCAGGCCGGGCUUCGCCAUGCUGCCUACCAUCUCCUACCAGCAGGAGAUGGCGGCGGCCCCCGCCGUCGUCUACAGCUACCGCAGCCAGCCUCACGCCCUGCCCGCCCGGCCCAAGUACCGAGCGACGCCGGACGAGCAAGAAAAGGAACCUGUUCGCUACGCCAACCUCAUGUAUGACAGGAGAGUGGUGCGCGGCAACACUUACGCCCUUAAAGUCAUGCCUGUGAGUACCCAACCCAGUCGCUUUGAGAUUCAGAGGCAGAGGGAAGCACGGGAAGGGGCACUGGCUAGAAAGCGUGCAAGAGAGCAAAUGCAAGUAAGAACGCCUGAGCCUGUGGAAGGCAGAGAGCAUGUUCACGUGCAGACAGAACUGUAUUUGGAAGAGAUUAGUGACCGGGUAAUAGAGGUUGAUGCAGAGUGUCAGACAGGUGCAUUUUUGGACAGACCACCCACUCCGUUCUUCGUACCAGCCAAAACAGGGAAAGAUGUAGCCACGCAAAUUGAAGAAGGAGAGUUGUUUGACUUUGACAUUGAAGUCAAGCCAAUCCUGGAAGUGUUGAUUGGGAAAACAGUGGAGCAAGCUUUGCUGGAAGUCAUGGAGGAAGAAGAGCUGGCCCAGUUGUGGGCACGUCAGCAGGCCUAUGCAGAGCUGCGUAACGCCGAGCUGGCUGAAGUGCAGCGCCUGGAAGAGCAGGACAGGAGAUACAGGGAGGAGAAGGAACGUCGCAAACUCCAGCACAUGCAGCUGCUGCAGCACCAGAAAGAGACCACUGAGAAAAUCGCAGCUCGGGCAUUUGCUCAGCAUUACUUGGCUGAUCUCAUUCCAUCGGUCUUCAACAAUCUUCAUGACAGUGGAUAUUUUUAUGACCCCAUAGAAAGAGAUAUUGAGACAGAAUUCCUUCCGUGGUUGAUGGCAGAAGUGGAAGAAACACUAGAGAAGAAGGUUCUAGGAAGGACAGUGCUUGACUCCUUGAUUCGUACAGUGGUUGAAAACCGCCUAGAUGCAUUUAGCCAUAAACCUGAGUCUGAUCAGAUAGAGCCUGGGCCAACAGAUGCAGCACCUGAGGUGGCUGGUGAGACAGACACUGCUGACCAACUGGCUGCAGAGAGUGAAGAGACUGACCAUCCUGUUGAUGAAAAGCAGCCUUCACGUCGCACCUCUUUCCAGUCAGAAGAAUCGGAUCAAGCAGGAACAGAUAAUUUGGAAACUGAAUAACAAGCAGGCAAGUCAUUGAGUAAAUGGAGAUGAAUGUCUUAGAAAGAAGAAAUGAUUUCCUGUCUGUUUACAAGUACUGUGCCCUAGCCAUGCUGAAGGACAAACCUAAGCAACAGUAGAGCAUCGAAGUGUGUUUUCCGUAUGCUGAUAUUGCUGAUUUCAGGCUGUAAGAGUCAAGAGAGAAGUUACUAGUGUAAUAAAUGGCAGUGAAAUUCUA
Molecule: messenger RNA, 1466 nt
Organism: Colius striatus (speckled mousebird)
Lineage: Eukaryota; Metazoa; Chordata; Aves; Coliiformes; Coliidae
Gene: RSPH3
Product: radial spoke head 3
Exons: 8
Coding region: 50-1249 (399 amino acids)
Cellular component (GO): cilium
Source: RefSeq, a predicted model, not a curated record